AUGCUGCCAUUAACACUUUUAAGGGGUGCCAUUGGUACCAACAUGUUGGUGGAAUUAAAAAACGGUGAAACUUUUAACGGAACGCUCACGAAUUGUGAUCAAUUUAUGAAUAUGAAUUUAGAGGAUGUUACAUGUACAAGCCGAGAUGGUACUAGGUUUUGGAAAAUGGAUAAAGUAUAUAUCAGAGGAUACACAUUGAAAUAUAUUCGAAUUUUAGAUGAAAUUAUUAACAAAGUGAAGGAGGAACAAAAGAAGAGUAGAAGUAAGCCACAACAGCAACAACAACAACAACAUCAAACGAGUGGUGCUGCUAAUACAAGCAGUGGUACUUCAGCUACAACAUCAGCUCCUCAAAGAACACGAAGUCAAACCUCCGGAGCUGGAAGAGGCUCGGGCAGAGGCGAUCAGUCUUCUAGGUCAUCGACUAGUGGUCAGCAUCACGGUGGAAGAGGAAGAGGAACACACCACAAAACCCAUUAA
Naegleria fowleri is the source of this 480-nucleotide messenger RNA. RefSeq lists its product as uncharacterized. Gene Ontology annotation, cellular component: P-body; U6 snRNP; spliceosomal tri-snRNP complex. Bases 1 to 480 code for a protein of 159 amino acids. The transcript has 2 exons. Gene Ontology annotation, biological process: nuclear-transcribed mRNA catabolic process; mRNA splicing, via spliceosome; spliceosomal snRNP assembly. The record is from RefSeq and is a predicted model, not a curated record. Gene Ontology annotation, molecular function: U6 snRNA binding. NCBI's taxonomy places the organism in Eukaryota, Heterolobosea, Eutetramitea, Acrasida, Naegleriidae.